AUGGAGAAGCCAGAUAUUGUGGAAUCCCCGCGCAAGCGACAGAAGACUGAGGAUGUAGGGUCAACUGAGGUCGCCAUCGCUGUCAAUGGCGCAACUGACACUCCAAGCACCGCAGUCUCAGAUGCGCAGGCUCUGAAGGAAGUCGAGGUCGGUAUCACGGAGUUUGUGAGCAACACUGAGGGAUUCUCGGGUAUCCUGAAGAAGAGAUACACAGAUUUUAUGGUCAAUGAGAUCAUGACCACCGGCGAAGUUGUCCACCUUCGAAGCAUCCAUACGAUCACCGAGCCCGACAACUCUGUAAAUACUGUUACAGAGCGUACGCCUGCGUCGACAGUCCCAGAGGUGCAAGCCCAGGCUGCAGAACAAACCCCAGCCAAGGAAGCGGAAACACCAGCUCAGAUCAAAGUCUCGGAGGAGGACCACACUCUUCUGGAGGAAUACUUUGGCGCUCAAAAUGCUGCCGAAAUAAUUGCGCUCCAUAAAUUCGCCAUGGCUAAGCCAAAAGGUCGACCUAGUGAAUUCGGCAGUGUCACCUUUGCCGUGUCUGACCGGGACCUUCGCACCAAGAUCCACCAGGCCAUCCGUCGCAUUUUCAAUUCCCAGCUAGAAUCUACUACCGAUGCAGAUGGAAAUAUGUCAAUCACUGCGGCAAAUAACCGUUUCCAACGCGGUGCGACCGCAGGACGCGCCAACGCCCGGGUCCAGGGCCAGCGGACAAACUGGGAAGAACUCGGCGGGCCAUAUCUGCAUUUCACGAUCUACAAGGAGAACAAGGACACAAUGGAAGUCAUCAAUUACAUCGCUCGCUCAUUGAGGAUGAAUGCUAAGGCUCUCCAAUUUGCUGGAACCAAGGAUAGGCGGGGUGUGACCGUGCAGCGUGCCUGUGCUGUGCGCGUUCGCCUCGCCCGGCUUGUAGAAGUGAACUCGGAACUUCGCAAUGCUCGUAUUGGAGACUUUCAGUACCGCAAGCAUGGCCUGGACCUUGGAGAUUUGCAGGGAAAUGAGUUCGUGAUUACUCUGCGCGACGUUGAAAUUCCCGGCGUGAGCAUGAGCGAUCCUCAGGCUGCGAUCGCCAAGGCAUCCGAGGUCGUCGGUACUUCUUUGAAGAAUCUCUACCAGCGAGGAUACUUCAACUACUACGGUCUCCAGCGAUUUGGAACCUUCGCAACCCGAACGGAUACAGUCGGUGUCAAAAUGCUCCAGGGAGAUUUCAAGGGCGCAUGCGAUGCUAUUCUGCAGUAUGCCCCUGCAUCUCUUCAGGCGGCAAUGGAGGGAAAUAUGUCUACUGCUAACAUCAGCAAUGAUGACAAAGAUCGUGCCAUGGCCAUUAAUAUCUUCCAGACCGGCGGUAGCGUCGCCGACGCUCUGCUAAAGAUGCCGCGCAAGUUCUCCGCUGAAAACAGUCUCAUCCGCCACCUCGGAAGGAGCAGCAAGGAUUAUUUGGGUGCGUUGCAGAGUAUCCCCCGGACCUUGCGAUUGAUGUAUGUACACGCAUACCAGUCGCUUGUCUGGAACUUCGCUGCAAGUGAGCGAUGGCGCCUUUACGGGGACCGGGUGGUGGAAGGCGAUCUGGUCAUUAUCCAAGAGCACCGCGACAAAGAGUCUGCCUCUGCUGUCGAGGCUGCCGAGACUGUCGAUGCUGACGGUGAAAUUAUCGUUGUUCCUCAGGGCGAGAACAGUGCCGUUGCGGCCGAGGACAUGUUCAUGCGAGCCCGUGCCCUGUCGGCCGAAGAGGCAGCCAGUGGCAAAUAUACCAUCUUUGACCUGGUGCUUCCCCAGCCUGGAUAUGACAUUAUCUACCCCGAAAACGAAAUGAAGGAAUUCUACCGUCGCUUCAUGGAAAGCGAGCAGGGUGGUGGCCUUGAUCCGUCCAAUAUGCGCCGCAAGUGGAAGGAUAUCAGCCUUAGCGGCGGCUACCGCAAGAUUUUCAGCCGCAUGUUGGGAGCCAACUACUCUUUCGAUAUUAAACUUUAUUCCAAGGACGAUGAGCAGUUUGUCAAGACGGAUUUGCAAAAUCUGCAACCUGCAAAUGAGAAUACCGAUACCGCUAUGGCCGAUGAGACUGCAGCUGAUAAGUUGGCCGUUGUGUUGAAAUUCCAGUUGGGAUCAAGCCAGUACGCCACCAUGGCUCUUCGGGAAUUGACGCACGGAAAGGCCACAGCCCACAAGGCUGAAUUCGGUGGUGCAAGAUAA
Messenger RNA from Penicillium roqueforti, 2193 nucleotides. Its product is annotated as pseudouridine synthase PUS7. The coding region runs from base 1 to 2193 and encodes 730 amino acids. Lineage: Eukaryota; Fungi; Ascomycota; Eurotiomycetes; Eurotiales; Aspergillaceae. The transcript has 2 exons. Gene Ontology annotation, biological process: pseudouridine synthesis. Gene Ontology annotation, cellular component: nucleus. The record is from RefSeq and is a predicted model, not a curated record. Gene Ontology annotation, molecular function: pseudouridine synthase activity; RNA binding.